Molecule: messenger RNA, 1805 nt
Organism: Lottia gigantea (owl limpet)
Lineage: Eukaryota; Metazoa; Mollusca; Gastropoda; Lottiidae
Exons: 14
Coding region: 107-1390 (427 amino acids)
Biological process (GO): transmembrane transport
Cellular component (GO): membrane
Molecular function (GO): transmembrane transporter activity
Source: RefSeq, a predicted model, not a curated record
UGAUUGUAUCGAUUUGAAUGUUUAACAGGUUUGAUAAAGCGACUGGGCGAUAGUUUCUUGCAGACAAAUUCGGAAUUUUAGAAGAUUGUUUGUUAAUGGUAAUGAGAUGUCUUUAAGAAUUCGACAGAUAUUGAUAUUUUGUUUAGGAUGGCUAGCUUAUGCCUCAACUUAUCUUCUGCGCAAACCAUUGGGUGUGAUAAAAGCAGAUUUGGAAUCAGGAUUAAGUAUGUCAAAAACACAAUUGGGUUGGUUAGAUACAGCUUUGUUACUUCCAUAUGCUGUUAUGCAGAUGCUCUUAGGACAUAUCGGAGAUAGAUUUGGAGCUAGGUAUACCCUGGGAAUAUCAUUAUUAUGUGCAGGUUUUUCAAUGAUUACUUUUGGAACCUGGAGUUCAUUUCCUGUGUUUAGUUUGCUGUUAUUUAUUAAUGGAGCAGCCCAGUCACAAUGCUGGCCAAAUUGUACCAAAAUUUUAUUGUCAUGGUUCUCUGAUAGUAUAAGAAAUUCGGUAUUUGGAAUGUAUGGUACUUGUGCAUUUUCUGGUGGUAUCAUAGGAACAGUAUCAGCUGUUUAUUUUCAAUCUACUUAUGGUUGGAGAUUUGUAUUUAUAGCCCCAUCUAUAAUCGCAAUAGUUCUUGGUUUAUUAGUUUUAUUGUUUUAUAAAGAGGCUUCAGAAGCACACAUAUCAAUUCCUGGAAAUGAAUCAUCUCGAAAGAGUAUGCAAGGUAGUGGUGAAAUUGAUAAAACUGAGAUGCCAUCUAUAAUAGGCAUGUGGAGAAUGCCUAUGGUAGCAGAAGUAGCUAUUGCAGUAUUUUGUGUAAAAGUUGUCAGAUAUUGUAUGUAUAUGUGGUUACCACUUUAUUUAUUACGACAGUUGAACUAUACUAAAACCCAGGCUGGUAUAUUUUCUACAGUAUUUGAUGUAGGAGGUGUAGCAGGGAGUGCUGCAAUAGGUUUCUUUAUAGAUAGAUUUUUUCCUGGUCGUUCAAUAAUGGGCAAUGCAUUAUCAAUAUUUUUUUCAACAAUAUUUUUGAUACUAUUUAAUUUAACAUGUACAUGGGGUAUAGCCCUCAAUUGUAUCUUCAUGUUUUUUACUGGUGCCUUUUGCUCUGGUCCUGAUGUGUUACUGGGAGGUUCUAUAGCAGCAGAAAUUGGUGAAUUAACAAAUAAAAAAGCUGCUGUUGCUACUGUUGGUCUUAUCAAUGGUUUCGGCAGUGUAGGUACUUUUAUAGAGGGACCUGUAAUAGGUUUUGUGGCAACACAUUUUGGCUGGUCUGGAAUGUUCUAUUUUAUGAUUCUGUUGUGUUUUUGUGGUGCAGUAGUGACAUACAGAGCUGGCAGAAUACAUGCUAUUAUGUUAGCUAAAACCCCAAAUAUUGUUCCCCAAGUGUGAAGACCUUGCAUUUAGUGUGUUCUAUUCAUGAUUUAUCUAUUAUUAUAUUAAGUGUAGCAUUAUUUUGUUAUGGUUCCUUAAAAAAUUAAACUGGGUGCCAGCUUUUAAAAUUCCAAAAUUGUUAAAAAAAUCAUGCCUGAAAACUACAAAAUAUUCCAAUUUCAUAAAAUUAAAAACCUUAUAACCAUGCUCAGACAAUAAGAGUAAGAACUUUUACUUAUUUUUUUUCCCAACACACACUGACUAUUUAUAUCUGAUCUUUAAAUGAAUCUGUUAGUAUUUGUUCUUUCAAAGGUCUAACCUUUUGAUAAUUCUGUUAGUUGUUGUGUUCCUUCAAAAGUCUCCCCUGUAAAUAAAUCUGUUAGUUAUUGUGUUUUUCAAACGUCUCACCUUUAAAUGAAUCGGUUAGUAAUUG